Messenger RNA from Alternaria atra, 1416 nucleotides. RefSeq lists its product as uncharacterized. Bases 1 to 1416 code for a protein of 471 amino acids. NCBI's taxonomy places the organism in Eukaryota, Fungi, Ascomycota, Dothideomycetes, Pleosporales, Pleosporaceae. The record is from RefSeq and is a predicted model, not a curated record. Gene Ontology annotation, molecular function: RNA binding. Gene Ontology annotation, biological process: mRNA splicing, via spliceosome; nuclear-transcribed mRNA catabolic process. The transcript is spliced from 6 exons.
AUGUUCACUAACCCAACUACGUAUCCCGCCCUUGUUUCCACUCACCACGAGGGAUCUCUCCAACAGCGUCGCGACACUUACACUGUACCUGAACUACCGGGACAUAGCACCGGAUCUAUCCGCAGAAACCCACAGCGCGACAAUAUGCUUCCACUGGGCCUUUUGACGGCCGCGACUGGCCACCCCAUGCUGGUGGAAUUGAAGAGUGGCGAAACUCUGAACGGCCUGCUUGUCAACUGCGACACAUGGAUGAAUCUCACAUUAAAAGAGGUUGUGCAAACGAGUGCGGACGGUGACAAGUUCAUGAGAUUACCAGAGAUCUACGUUCGCGGAAGCACAAUAAAGUACCUUCGAGUGCCGGACGAGAUCGUCGACGUCGUAAAGGAACAGCAAGCCAAAGAUCAAGCGAAUCGCGGUGGCCGAGGAGGUCCGGACAUCUCUCUUGCAGAUACAUUGACGUUCACCCUCGAAUCCCCUACCCUAAUCACCGCAAUGACAAGCUUCACCAUCUCUGAUAGCCAACUCGAUGAGUUGAAAGGCCAGGCAGCUGUCAUCACUGGAGCAUCUUCAGGCAUAGGGCUUGCAACUCUCCGAAGAAUCAUCAAGCAUGGCGGCAAGGUCUUUGCUAGCGACGUCAACCCGCUUCCUGAGCCCGAAGCAUCAUCCGUCCCUUUCUUGAAGGCUGAUGUCACCUCAUGGAAAGAGCAACUCGACGUUUUCAAAGCGGCAGAACAGAAGUACGGAAAGAUCGACCACAUCUUCGCGAAUGCCGGAAUCGGAAAAACAAUGAGCUUGUUAGACGAUGGUGUCGAUGAAAAUGGCGAUUUGCUUCCGCCUACGCUGAACACAAUUAACAUCAACUUGAUCGGUGUGUUAUACACAGUGAAGUUAGCCAUACACUAUCUCAAGAAGAAUCCGAAUGGUGGCAGUAUUGUCAUGACAGCAUCGGGAUCAAGCUUCGCGAAACUCCCUGCUGAAGAUUACACCACAGCCAAGCAUGGCGUUCUUGGACUUCUACGGGCUCUGGAACCCCAGCUCUACCCCAAGCUUCCAAUCCGCAUCAACGCCGUCGCCCCGUCCUGGACCGACACAGCGAUUGUGCCGCGCGCGAUUGUCGCUGCACUAGGCGAAGACAGCGUACAGUCGCCAGAUGUCGUUGCUCGCUCUGUUGCUGUGUUGAUGGCAGAUAAGGAGCGUCAUGGGGAGCUGGUAUACAGCAAUGUAGGCAAGUUUGUAGAAAUGGAAAAUGGGAAGACGGGUUACCAUGCUCUUACACAGCAGAUGCUGGAGGGCGCUAAUGAUGAAGAAAAGAAGGACUUGUUGGCUGCUGAGCAGAGAGUAAAGAGUGUGAUGAAAAAGAUGUCAGAGAAGGAGAGACAGCACCAUACAAACGGCGCUUCGGUGGCUGUUGAGUAG